This is a messenger RNA of Mercenaria mercenaria, 2638 nucleotides long. RefSeq lists its product as uncharacterized. The coding region runs from base 155 to 2113 and encodes 652 amino acids. The transcript has 3 exons. NCBI's taxonomy places the organism in Eukaryota, Metazoa, Mollusca, Bivalvia, Venerida, Veneridae. The record is from RefSeq and is a predicted model, not a curated record.
CGUAUUGGUGAAAAUGAAUAAAAACUUGACAACUGGUCGAUGAAAUUCAUUGAUUGAAUUACAUGUGAACUGAGUGCCCAGAGGAAAAUUUUAAAUAAAUUACUCGGAUUUGAGACAUUCUCUCUCACUUUUAAACUUUUGGAUACAAGGAAUCAUGCGGCUGGCAUUAUGUUUUGUGUGCCUCAGUGUGGCAGUACACUAUUCUUUCGCCCAGAACUCGGGCAGCGACUUCAAUUUCGGUCUCUUUGGUAGCGGCGGCGGUGGUGCAGGCGGAGCACCCGCCGCAACCGGCGCAACGAAUCAAACUCCAGGACUUGUCAGCGCAAAUCCUACCGCACUUGGUACACCUGGUGGUGGGUUACAACAGAAUGGAUUACAAAACACGGGAUUAAAUCAGAACCAGGGUAUGAACGGACAAAAUGGACUUGGCCAAAAUCAGAUGAUGAAUGGACAGACCGGCAUGAUGAAUCCCAACGGUAUGGCAAUGCCCGGACAAAAUGGUAUGAUGCAGAACGGUAUGCAGAGCGGUAUGAUGCAAAAUGGCAUGCAAAAUGGUAUGCAAAACGGUAUGCAAAAUGGCAUGAUGCAGAACGGUAUGCAGAACGGUAUGAUGCAAAAUGGUAUGCAGAACAAUAUGAUGGGAAAUGGUAUGCAAAAUGGAAUGAUGCAGAACGGUAUGUCCCAGAAUGGUAUGAUGCAGAAUGGUAUGUCCCAGAAUGGUAUGAUGCAGGGCAAUAAUAUGAUGCAGAACGGUAUGAUGCAAAAUGGAAUGCAACAAAAUGGAAUGAUGCAGAACGGUAUGAUGCAGAACGGUAUGCAACAAAAUGGAAUGGUUAAUGCCGGUGGAGCAACCUUCCAGGAUCCUACAAGAAUGGGUCGAUUAGGAAACAACCUUAACCAACUUGGAUUCGAUGCCAACAGCCAGGCCAAUCUUUUCCAGAACCAGCUUACUCCCCAAAAUAUGCCACGAUUUGGAAUGCAGCAGACACAAUUCGGUCAAGGUCAGUUUGGCCAGCAGAUGUCACCGUUCGGACAACAAAUGCCAUUUGCAACUCCCUUUGGCGCCCAGUUUGGAAGUCCCUUCACCAGUCAGCCAGGGUUUGGUAUGUUCCCUGAUCCAAUGAUGAAUGCUUUUGCUCCAAAUCCUUUCCAGAUGACCACGGGGCCGAUGAUGGGACCAGGCCCAAUGGGAUCAAUGUUCAUGCCAGGAAUGGAAAUGAGCAACCUGAUCUUUGACGCAAGCGGAAAUGUGGUCGGAACUACCGGAAGUGCGAUUGGUCUUUCGCAGACAGGUGGAAUGACACAAGGGGGUACUGGACUGGCUCAAACAACAGGCAAUAGUUUUGUGUUCCCUCAGCCUACUCAGACCAUGCUGCCUGUAACAAAUGGUAUAGCCCUACCCGGAGGGUUCGGCUCUACUACAAUUUCUGCUAAUCCAGCUAUUAUUGGUAUGGGUCAAUUUGCGCAGACCCAAGGAUUAACUCAGGGUGGGUUGAUGCCUCAGAAUGCGGGUCAGAUGCAAGGAAUGCAAACCAACUUUGGAGGUAGUGCUUUGCGACCACAGUCUGGGAACACCAGAUUCGCUUCAAACACGCUUCAGGGACAAAUGAUGCCUUCAAAUAUGCAAUCUAUAAACAGUAACACGAACGCUUUGAGGACAAUGAAUAAUGCACGACAAGCCCACACGAAUAGCUUUGCUUUAAAUAAUAAUGGAAUGCCUAUUAACACUAACAUUGAACCAUUUAGUGGCAUCGUGCCUAACCAAGGCGGCACGGUUCUUAAAGACCCGAAUGCCAUGAAUACAGGAAGAAACAGUGCUGCUCCGAACCCUAUCAGUAGCAACACAAACUUUGCAAAUGCGAAUAAUGUUAAAUCGAACUCUGCUUUUACAAAUAUGCUUAAUACAAACACUGGUAGUGCUAAUACUGGUUUAAGAAACACGCUUAGUACUAACUCUGGUAAUGUUAAUAAUGGAUUACCAAACAUGCUUAAUUCAAACACUGCCAGUGCUAAUAAUGGCUUUACAAACACGCUUAAUUCGAACAGUGCUAAUACGAAUGUUUUAGGUAGCAAUACGCAAUCAUCAAAUAUUAAUAAUUUGUUGUCAGGAUGAAAUCGUCAUUUUUAGCGUAUGAGAUUGCGUAUUUCUACUUAUAACUGAAUUGCUUGUACAAAUCAUGCUUAUAGAUACUAACUUAUUAUAUAUGUGCACUUUUUUUUAAAAAAAGGUUAUGCUGAAACUUGAUAAAAACGAUCUUAAGAUAAAAUAAUGUUUAUUUCGAUAUUACAAACUAAAUAUUAACUGUUAUAUAAAAGUGUUAAAAGCUAGUUCAUUAAAAUCUUGAAAAUAGCCCGUGAACGUUUAAGUUAUCAUGUUUCGAGAUAUAUUUUAAAGUUACAGCACUUAAAUUGAAAAUUCAGUAUAAGUAAAGACAUUAUUCUGCAGAAUAUUUAAAAAAAAGACUAUUUCUCUUUUAAUUUGAUUAUUAACAAAAUAUUUAGAGUAAAGAAAGUUUUUUUUUUUAUUUCACUGCCGGACAAUAUUCAAUCUGUUGUAAAAUGUUGCCUUUAAUUAAGAUGUGCUACAGGCACUGCAAAUAGCAGUCAAAAAGGGUGGUUAGUUUAUUUCUGAAAAAUU